Drosophila arizonae is the source of this 1715-nucleotide messenger RNA. It is a transcript of the gene abo, whose product is annotated as de-etiolated protein 1 abo. The record is from RefSeq and is a predicted model, not a curated record. Gene Ontology annotation, biological process: protein ubiquitination; positive regulation of proteasomal ubiquitin-dependent protein catabolic process. Gene Ontology annotation, molecular function: ubiquitin-like ligase-substrate adaptor activity; ubiquitin protein ligase binding. Gene Ontology annotation, cellular component: nucleus; cullin-RING ubiquitin ligase complex. Lineage: Eukaryota; Metazoa; Arthropoda; Insecta; Diptera; Drosophilidae.
AUUAUUAUUUUCGUUUUUGUUUGCAAUAUUAUUUAUUAUGAUUUUGGAAAAACUGGCUAUUGACCAGCGUAUGCAAACGCAAAAUCUUGUACAUAUGCUUCAAAAUAGAGAAUCGGGCUACACACGUAACAAAUUAAGUCAAGCGCCCCAGCUAUCGUACGAGCGCCAGUUUUACAAAGCAAUUACGCCCUGCCUGACAGUUGGAAUCGUCAUACCUCCUGUUUACCUGCGCAAGUUUACUCCGGACGGUAGCAAAUUGCUGGGUUUCUCCCAUGAUCAGCGUUCAUUUAUUGUAUAUGCAUACAAGGGCAUCGGCGCGGCCGGCGUAAAUCAGUUGUUCAGUGAAGCUGGCGUGGGCAGUAGCGAAACGUUUACCGGACCACACAGCCAGCAUUUGAGAAACACAGUAUUUGAGAAGCUGUUCAAAACGAAAUACGUACUACGCCUUUGUCAAGGCGAAUCGGCCCGUUUCUAUCUGCAUCGAGAGUUUAGUGUUUUCCUCGAAGACAGUCGCUAUGUCCUGCUGGCCGGAAUGUACGUGCUCCAGGGCUACAAUUUGGCAGUCUCUGAAUACGAGCGCUAUCCGGACGUCUUUGACAAGGUCGAUCCCUUCUCCUAUAUAUUCUAUGUUGUGGACCUGCAGAAGGGCGUUGUUACCGACGAAGUGCUUCUGCAUCAAGAGUCAAUUUGCUUAUCCCACAAUCACGGCAUCUCGGUGCAUGGACAUACUAUAGCAAUCUUAUCGCGUCUACGACAAUGUAUUUAUAUUUAUGAAUUGGUUAACGGUCGACUGAUUAAACAAGAGCACGAAAUAGGUCCAAGGCCGCUCCACUGCUGUUUUCAGGAUGCGUCGUCAACGUUCAUGGUGAUGCUGGAUGUGAACACCUUGCUGCCAAUUACACACAUUAAGCAGCGAGUACUGAGCUUUCUCUACCGUCAGAUCGAGCCAAAUAGUCCUCAAGCCAAUCAAGAGUAUCAGGAGUUUUACAAAAAUUUUGAAUUCAUAGAAAAUAUGAUUAUUGAAAAAAUGCAGCUGGUGGACAACGAUCUGCUGUUGCUGCGCUACGAGGAACGGCCGAAAGACAGCGAAGUCUCUAUGCUAUUGACGGGCGAGCCACAGCCUCCGCGACGUCUCUAUGUCUUUUAUAGCAUGACCAGCGAGGAUGUGUUAGGAGUAUACCAAGAUGAUUCUAUAGACUUGCUGCAAAUAGUUGUGCAAUUCCAUGAUAAGCUAUGUAAUGUGCGAUCUCUACAAACGGGCGAUGCACCGUCGUCCCCAUCCUCGCACUUCUUCAUGCAACAGAAUUGGAAAAAUAACAGCAAGUCACUGUCUUUCAUGCGUCAGGCGGCGCUUCGUUAUAAUCCGACUGUGCCCGUCAGCACACAGAGUUUCUCAACAUCUCCGUAUCUCAAUCACAAUGUGUUUAACUAUGAUAAUCUACUCAUCUCUCCUCUUGAACGUCCCAAAGCCUGUUCCACAGAGCCAAUCGUGUUCCGGGAUCGUGCUACCAAUUUGAUCAAGUUUCGUUUCAACACGAAGGCGCAAAGGCCACCCAGUCAAUUCACUCCACGCGAGCUAUGCGCCUUCAUCUGUCAUCCAUUCGAGCCGUUGGUUAUUAGUAUACAGAAAUGCAUGCAUGUUUAUUCCUAUAAAUUACAUAUUUACAACCACGAAACAAUUGUUCAACAAUUUUACAAUUAAAUGUAAAACUGAA